AUGACCGCGUCCUCAUUGCUUAUGCAGCGUUUGCUGAAAGGCCCAGUGAUCGUAGCACUGAUUGGCGGACUGCCCCCACGCGGCUAUCCAGGCGCUGGCGCCCCCACUCCCCCUGACGGCGGGAAGCACAGGAGCUCCGAGAGGACGCCGGUCCGAGGUGCGCAGCGCGGCAAGGACCCCAAGAGACUGACCGGUCUCAGGGCCCCUCGACCAACUUUCAUGUGUCGCCGCAGGCAGGCCACCAAGCUGCAGGAGGAGGACCCUGAGGACUCUGAUGAAGAAUGGACUCCAAGGCAGCGAGUGAAACCUUCUUGGGUGGCCUUCAGAAGGGAACAGAGUAAACAUAAAAAGGCAACAUUCAAGGUGCCAGUAAGCUAUGAAUGUCAUCUGAAGGAACUGUCAGGAACAGCGAAUUUGAUGACAGCAAUUGAGUCAGAGCAGGCCCAGAAACCAGUGUCCUCUCCUGGAGAAGCAUGUGCCUUUGGAAAGCACACUAGACGAAAAUCAGAACUCAGGAGAAAGAAGAUGGACGUGGAGAUGUACAGCCUACGAGAAAGAAAGGACUGUGUGCACCAAGAGGUCACCGACCCCCAGGAUGAUGACUACCUUUAUUGUGAGAAGUGUCAGAACUUCUUCAUCGACAGCUGUGCUGUGCAUGGACCCCCUGCGUUUGCAAAGGACAGUGCAGUGGACAAGGGGCAUCCCCAUCGCUCAGCCCUCACCCUGCCCCCUGGGUUGAGAAUCGGGCCAUCGGGCAUCCCUGAGGCUGGGCUUGGAGUGUGGAAUGAGGCAGCUGAUUUGCCAGUGGGUCUGCACUUUGGCCCUUAUGAAGGACACAUCACAGAAGAUGAAGAGGCAGCCAAGAGCAGAUACUCCUGGCUGAUCGCCAAAGGGAGAAACUGUUAUGAGUAUGUGGAUGGAAAGGACAAAUCCUGGGCCAACUGGAUGAGGUAUGUGAACUGCGCCCAGGAUGAUGAAGAGCAGAACCUGGUGGCCUUUCAGUACCACGGGCAGAUUUUCUACCGAACCUGCCGGGUCGUCAGGCCGGGCUGUGAGCUGCUGGUCUGGUUCGGGGACGAAUAUGGCCAGGAGCUGGGCAGCAAGUGGGGCAGCAAGUGGAAGAGAGAGCUCGUGGCUGGGAGAGAACCAAAACCAGAGGUGCACCCAUGUCCCUCCUGCUCUCUGGCCUUCUCCAGUCAGAAGUUCCUCAGCCAACACGUGAAACUCCGUCAUCCCUCUCAGAUUCUCCCGGGAAUAUCUGUGCGAAAACAGCUCCAAGCAGAGGAACCCUGUCCAGGGGAUCAGAAUCAGCAGCAGCAACAUACUAGUACACACAGCUGGAAUGAUACAGCUGAAGGUCAAGAGGUCAAAGAAAAGUCCAAACCUUUGCUUAAAAGGAUCAGUCAGAGGAAAAUCUCAAGACCCGUUUUCCAACGUUCCAAAAAACAGAUGAGGAGCUCUACUCAACAUGAGACAGUGAUGGAGGAGGAGCCCAGUGAUGGAGGAGGAGGUCAGAAAGAGAGUCCAGAGGGCGCAGGCAAGUUAUUUGUGAAAGUAGGAAUGUCAAGAAUUGUAGCGAUCAAGUAUGGAAGAUGUUGGCAAGGCUUCAAUGAUGGGUCACAUCUCAUCACACACCAGAGGACACACUGCAGAGAGAAGCCCUAUGUUUGCAGUGAGUGUGGGCGAGGCUUUACACGGAAGUCACAUCUUGUCACACAUCAGAGGACACACUCAGGGGAGAAGCCCUAUGUUUGCAGUGAGUGUGGGCGAGGCUUUACACAGCAGUCGCAUCUUGUCAGACACCAGAGGACACACUCAGGGGAGAAGCCCUAUGUUUGCGGUGAGUGUGGGCGAGGCUUUGCAUGUAAGUCAGGUCUCAUCACACACCAGAAGACACACUCAGGGGAGAAGCCCUAUGUUUGCAGGGAGUGCGGGAGAGGCUUUGCCUGUAAAUCAGGUCUCAUCACACACCAGAAGACACACUCAGGGGAGAAGCCCUAUGUUUGCAGGGAGUGUGGGAGAGGCUUUACACAGAGAUCAGUGCUCAUCAUACACCAGAGGACACACUCAGGGGAGAAGCCCUAUGUUUGCAGGGAGUGUGGGAGAGGCUUUGCUUGCAAGUCACAUCUCAUCAGACACCAGAAGACACACUCAGGGGAGAAGCCCUAUGUUUGCAGGGAGUGUGGGCGAGGCUUUACACGGAAGUCAGUUCUCAUCAUACACCAGAGGACACACUCAGGGGAGAAGCCCUAUGUUUGCAGGGAGUGUGGGCGAGGCUUUACACAGAAGUCAUAUCUCAUCACACACCAGAGGACACACUCAGGGGAAAAGCCCUAUGUUUGCAGGGAGUGUGGGAGAGGCUUUACACGGAAGUCAGUUCUCAUAAGACACCAGAGGACACACUCAGGAGAGAAGCCCUAUGUUUGCAGGGAGUGUGGGAGAGGCUUUACACGGAAGUCAGUUCUCAUCCUACACCAGAGGACACACUCAGGAGAGAAGCCCUAUGUUUGCAGGGAGUGUGGGCAAGGCUUCACAUGCAAGUCAGGUCUCAUCGCACACCAGAGAGUACACUCAGGGGAAAAGGUGUAUGUUUGCAGGGAGUGUGGGAGAGGCUUUACACAGCACUCAAAUCUCAUCACACACCAGAGGACACACUCAGGGGAGAAGCCCUAUGUUUGCAAGGAGUGUGGGCGAGGCUUUACACGGAAAUCAGUUCUCAUCACACACCAGAGGACACACACAGGGGAGAAGUCCUAUGUUUGCAGGUGAACUAAGGGAGUCAUUAGCAUUAAGUCACAUUCAAUAGCCAUAGGAAGUCCACGGCCCCUUACUCUCCCCAAGAUUGUAACUAGUGCAGAAGUAACUGGUUAAACAAACCCUCCAGUUUCAUGACAAGAGAUGAGAUGGACAAACAGUUCCAUAGUGAUAUGGGGAUGUCAGCACCAAACUCAUUCAUGGUUUUUUGACAUCCUAUUCUGAACAGUUUUGUCUCCAUACAAAUAUGAAGCCCACAUCCCUAAUUCCCCCUAUCACUGAAAGCAGAGAGCUCCAGAAGAGCCACAGAGAACUCACACUCAGCCACAGAAAUUCAACUCCUGCAAAUGCGUAAGUCUUUAGUCAGUCUACUUAGGUCACUGCCCAGAGAGAGGGAUUUGAGACAGAUUCACUAGGGAAGGGAAUACCCUGGACUUUUGGGAAGUGGGGCCUUUUCUCCUAAUAGGUUCCCUACCUUCCUCCCUUGGCUUCUCUUGGCUCUUCCGGUUUCCAACAACCUCAGGAGUCUCAGUGGCAAACAUUAGGGAGGGAUGUAUGCUGUGCAUAGAUGUGAGUCUGGCUCAGUCCGGGCACCUGGUCUUACUCUCCUUGCUGCCCCUCAGGGUCAGCAUUUCCUGGUGCAUAGCACACAGAUUCCACAUCAGUUAAUAGUGGGUGUGAGUCUCAGCUCUGUCUUCUCCAGCUGUGUGAUGUAAGGCAUGAUUCUCAACUUCUCUCUGCCUGCUUCCUAGUCUGUACAAUGGAAAUGGCAAUUCCAGCCUUUCUGUUUGACAUUCAAAGUUGAGUCAGCACAGAGAGUCUGGCAAGAGGCUCUCUGAGAUCACAAGUCCUGCUGAACAGUCUUCAGUGCCCACGUCUUCCAGGUCUUUAGUGCUGGACAAAGGAAGAUAAGGAAAAGGUAGGGGUUUGUAACCAAAUUCAGAAUUUGAGCAGACCCCACUGCUUUCCCCACACAGACUGAAUUGCCCUGAGAAGGAAGCCUGAGGUUGGGGAGGUGCCUCCCCCUGAUCACCACCUUCUCACUGAGCCUGGGCAUCCUCAGAGCCUCCUCAACACAGGCAGGUGGUGCUGAGAGUGAGCUGUGAAACAAGACCCUCACCCACCCCUGGAUGAGAACUGACCCUGAAACAGCAUCUGCCUGCACUGGGGUGUUAGGUGGGAUAGAUGGGAAGCCAAGGCAGGGAGGACGAGGAAGACCUCUGUCACCCACUAACUCAGCAGUCCUGAGCCUGCUCCAAGUCUAUGGCCAGAUGGUCCAACAUCACAAGGAACACCAUGCUAACUCGUUGAAAUUCUAGGUAUCAUUUCCACCAUCUCGCAAAGAAAGGCUUUCAAACUGUAUUCAUCCCAAGCUUAGAAGAUGGGAGGGGGUCCACAGCACUCACGGAAAGGACCCAUGAAACAAAACCGGCUAAUUGUUUGCCUCUGGCCAGUAUCUGAUUUAUGUGAGGGUCCCUAAUGUUUACAGAAAGAGCCCAUAGAUCACUUUGGGUUCUCAAAGUUUACUGCCUCGACUUUAACUCUCCUGUCACGUAUCUAUUUUACAAGAUGACCAAAUAGGGUCUGAAGCAAGAUAAGGAUUCAGGCUAACAGAUCCCCACACAUACCUACAUUUUGGUAGUCAUAUCUCAUGGAAGCUGGUACCACUUUUACCCAUCAAUCUAUAUGUAACUUCUUUGCUCCCAUCCUGUCAACUAUAUAUGUCCUCAGGACAAAGGACCUGGUGCUCUUGCCACCUAAACUCUUGCCUUUCAACCUCACCUCAGUAAGACCUGUCCUCUCGCAUGAGAGCGUGUCACUAAUAAACCCUACUUGCAUGCAAAUACACUUGCCGAUCUGUAAUCCUUGACUGCAUUGGCAAGAACUGAGUUUCUCCUGUGACAGGUGCACCCAAUCUGCAUGUGGCACUCAUGAAGCUCACAAGGUGGCAGCUUCUGUAAUGCACUGUCCUUGUACCUGGGCCCCACAGAGUUUAAUGCACCACUGACACCAUCUCGAAAUUAUUACUUAAUUGUAUCUUUGAACUUGUUUGUGAAGUCUGAUGGGAUAAUAGACAUGCACAAUGUUGGUCAUUCCUGGCCACCCGUUCCCAGAUUAUGUCCACAAUGGCCCAGGAGCACAAAAUUCCCAUGGACUCAGUGGGUAGGAGUCCAGCAAGACUCAGGGUGAGAACAGGGUAAACAUACAUCUGUAUAAGCGAGGGUGCUAACAAGCCCCAGAGGUCACACUGUUCUAAGAACCAGAGCUGAAUUCAAUACAGAGAGAUGGCAAACAAUUAGGACGCCAUCACACCCUCUUCUGCAUGAGGGAGACCUAAGCAUGACCCAUCCUGGUCCUGUGAGCCCUGUGACCUGGAAUGACGACCUUUCUGUCCUCCCAGUGCCAGGCUUGUGGAGAGUGUCUCUGUAAACUAUGUGGAUUUCAAUAAAAAAUAUCCACUA
This is a messenger RNA of Artibeus jamaicensis (Jamaican fruit-eating bat), 5216 nucleotides long. Its product is annotated as histone-lysine N-methyltransferase PRDM9-like. Lineage: Eukaryota; Metazoa; Chordata; Mammalia; Chiroptera; Phyllostomidae. Gene Ontology annotation, molecular function: DNA-binding transcription repressor activity, RNA polymerase II-specific; histone methyltransferase activity; protein binding. Gene Ontology annotation, cellular component: nucleus. The transcript has 10 exons. The coding region runs from base 1 to 2769 and encodes 922 amino acids. The record is from RefSeq and is a predicted model, not a curated record. Gene Ontology annotation, biological process: negative regulation of transcription by RNA polymerase II.